AGGGGCACUUCAUUGUUGGGCUGGGCCAAAUACUAAGGGGAUAUAAGGGAUUCUGCUGGGCCGAGGUAUGGCGGGCGCCAUAGUGGGCCAUAACAGGCCCUCCGCCCCUGAGAGUGAACCUGCCUGGAUUACAAGGACUGGUUGGCAGUGGUAGGCUAUACCACAUGGGGCGGAAUCUUUUUUGGUCGCGUCCCCAAGUGAUGAAGCUUUGCAAAGUAUGGUCGACAUCGGUUAUCAUCUAAAAAAUCAUGGAGUCACUCUCAUAGUGUCUGUGUGGCAGCACAAUCAGGAUAUUAUUCCAACUUAUGAAUUAGAGGAAGUUUGGGUUCACAUUACCAGGGUGCCUCAUGCUUUUAGAAAUUAUCCGGUUUUCUGGGCUCUUGGAACAGUCAUAGGAACUACUCGGGAGGUGGACAUGUACACAUACAGGAAGAUGGGAGUAAUAAGAGUGAAAGUUGGGAUACUUAAUAAGUCUGAGUUGCCCCUCACCACAGACCUGGUUUUUGGUACAGAAGGAUAUCAUAUCACAUAUACACUGGAGGAUGAUUCAUUCGAGCCGGCUGUGGCUCCAAACGAAGAUGUUGACCCCAUGGAUCAGGAUGAUUUCGGGGCAGGAAAUGGUGGUACUGAGGAGUCAGGCAGGGAGACAGCUGCUAAGAAAAUGAGAAGUGACAGCAAAACAGAUAACUCAGCACCUCAGUCAGGGAGUGCCGGCCCUACUCCUAUGCAACAUCAUAUUGCUGUAACACCUUUGGGAAAAAGGCGGCCGUGUCCACCGCCAAAGCUGUUAGUGUUCAUGAAAAGUGAUGAUAAGCUGCCUCCGAUUGCGGUGACAAUACCCAAGACGUGUUUUAGACCGGAUCCUGGAUGCACACCUUAUCCUGGGUCGCCAGUGAGAGAGGCUGAAUGGUCAGUAGCGAACACGCCUGAUCACCAGCAGCCGCAGGUGUCGGCCAGCACAUUUACACCGAACAGUGAAGUGGCGGCUCGGCGAGGGUGUCAGUCGCAUACCGCAUCAUCUCCUUUCCCCACGCCAAGCCCAGAAAACUUACAUGGACAUGGCCGGAGGGAGACAUUCAAUCCUGUUAGACAGAAGCUUAUGUCGGCACCACCUCCACAAACUGAGUCGGGACAGUCGGGCGCUGAGCCAUUGACUGGUCUUAGGACACCUAGUAAAAGCACUGAAGCUGACGAGUAUGUGAUGGAUAAGGCCAAGCGACGUGCUGCAAUACGGAAUCUAGACAGCCCUAUUGCAGCUAGCUUGAGGGGUUCGAACAUAGCUUCCUCGCCAGGUAAUCCUUCUUUCAUCUCCCCGAUAGACAUACAGAAAGACACUUGUAUAGCAAAUUUAAAUUCCAUUGGAAUAUCCUUGGGUAGUACUAGCAAAGCGAUUAAUGUCUCCUACAAUGCACUUAAAAGAAUCAAGGUGGAUAGGGUUACCGUUCAGCCAAAUUUAAAAGGAACUGGAAGGGCCUUAUUUGACUUCAAUCCUUUUGAGCUAAGUGAUGAGGAGGACCACGAAAAUGACUGUGGCCUUUUAUCUCAUUUGGUAAAGGAGGUCACUGAUGUGGACUUGGAUGAUUUGGACUUGGCCACAAAAAUUUGUGACCUCAAGGAGUCGGGUCGUAAAUCCAAAUCGUCAUAA
Messenger RNA from Panicum virgatum (switchgrass), 1645 nucleotides. RefSeq lists its product as uncharacterized. NCBI's taxonomy places the organism in Eukaryota, Viridiplantae, Streptophyta, Magnoliopsida, Poales, Poaceae. The transcript has 4 exons. The coding region runs from base 218 to 1645 and encodes 475 amino acids. The record is from RefSeq and is a predicted model, not a curated record.